Molecule: messenger RNA, 1663 nt
Organism: Rubroshorea leprosula
Lineage: Eukaryota; Viridiplantae; Streptophyta; Magnoliopsida; Malvales; Dipterocarpaceae
Source: the annotation of a GenBank genome assembly
UCCUCAGUUCCCCCAAGUAAAAACCCUUGAAAAUGGAGGGAGCAUCGUACCAGCGAUUCCCGAAGAUCAAAAUCCGGGAGAUGAAAGACGACUACCUCAAGUUCGAGCUGCGGGACACCGACGCCUCCAUGGCCAAUGCCUUGCGCCGCGUCAUGAUGGCGGAGGUCCCGACUAUCGCCAUCGAUUUGGUGGAAAUCGAGGUCAACUCCUCCGUUCUCAACGACGAUUUCAUUGCUCACCGCCUCGGCCUUAUCCCGCUCAGAAGUGAACGCGCCAUGUCCAUGCGGUCCUGGCUUGAUUGCGAUUCAUGCGCUGGUGACGGCCAGUGCGAGUCCUGCUCUGUUGAGUUCCAUCUGCGGGCCAAGUGCAUGACCGAUCAGACACUUGAUGUUACAAGCAAGGAUUUGUAUAGUUCGGACCACACGGUGGUUCCUGUGGAUUUCACGGACUCAUCUGGGUAUGAGUCAUCUGAGCAGAGUCCUCUUCCUCAGUUUCCCCCCAAGGAAAAACCCUUGAAAAUGGAGGGAGCAUCGUACCAGCGAUUCCCGAAGAUCAAAAUCCGGGAGAUGAAAGAUGACUACCUCAAGUUCGAGCUGCGGGACACCGACGCCUCUAUGGCCAAUGCCUUGCGCCGCGUCAUGAUGGCAGAGGUCCCGACUAUCGCCAUCCAUUUGGUGGAAAUCGAGGUCAACUCCUCCGUUCUCAACGACGAUUUCAUUGCUCACCGCCUCGGCCUUAUCCCGCUCAGAAGUGAACGCGCCAUGUCCAUGCGGUCCUGGCUUGAUUGCGAUGCAUGCGCUGGUGACGGCCAGUGCGAGUCCUGCUCUGUUGAGUUCCAUCUGCGGGCCAAGUGCAUGACCGAUCAGACACUUGAUGUUACAAGCAAGGAUUUGUAUAGUUCGGACCACACGGUGGUUCCUGUGGAUUUCACGGACUCAUCUGGGUAUGAGUCAUCUGAGCAGAGGUAUUCACAUUGCUCUCUCUUAAUGCCUUUGCACAUUUGCAUAAUUUCUGUGCUCCAAGUUGCUCAGUCAAAACGUGAUGAGUCAACUUCAACAUCUUUUCAUCCUUCUUGUAAUAUAUGUAAUUUUGAUAUACAGGUUGUAGUGGAUGAUCCAGAGGCAUAUACCUACGAUGAUGAAGUGUUGAAGAAAGUAGAAGCUAUGGGUAAGCCUGGGCUUAUUGAGAUACACCCAAAAGAAAACAGUUUCAUUUUCAUGGUCGAAUCUACUGGUGCUAUUAAGGCUUCUCAGCUGCUGCUUAAUGCCAUACAAGUCCUCAAACAAAAGCUUGAUGCUGUUCGCCUGUCUGAGGAUACCGUGGAAGCUGAUGAUCAAUUUGGUGAACUAGGAGCUCAUAUGCGAGGAGGAUGAUGCUGUAAGCUGAACAGAUCAACUGCACGGUAUUGGGAAGAAAUGUUCAUAAGCUAACUUUAAGGUUCUUUUGGAUGUAAGCUGUAGCGUGUAGAUGCUAACUUGUUUUCCACUCAGUCUUUCUGUGUCUAUGCUCUCUAAUUGACUACCAUUGUCAAAGUGGUUCUCAUGGGGAGACAUGCUGCCUAUAUAAAACAAGCCUACAAGGCAUUAGUUAGCAUUUGCCAUGUUGUUUGGCUCGUACUCACUUGUUUUACCUUGCUAAAACCAGAAAUCUUAGUUUGAUUUGC